GCGCCCCAGGGAUACGUAUGUAGCCUGCCUGACACAGAGAUAAAUAUGAUAGAUAUACGUCCAGCAUGGACAGGAAUCAGUCGUCUCAAAAUGAUCAACGACUGUCUCCGCCAGAACAAGCAUCCCACGACCGCCUUCCCAUUCACAUACAAAUACCUUACGACUCAGCAUGACGUCCACCUCCCCCAUGAAAGGUUCCCUGUUCAAUCAUAGCGGGUUUCGAGUGGACGACCUGGAGACAUCUGUCAAAUUCUACACCGAGGCUUUCGGGAUGCAGCAAUUGGCUCGUUUCGAUUCGGACACGGUUUCAAUCGCCCAGAUGGGAUACGAGGACUCGGCAAAAGAACCAGGAACCCCAUUUCUCAAAUGAGAGGGCGUGCUCGAGCUUGUCCACGCUAAGGUAUGUCAGGCUGUUCAGAAGUAUGUCUUGGUCUGUCGUUGAUGGAGACACAUCUGGAACAGAACUCGCCGGUCAAUGUUUCAACGCAAGUGAAGCAGAGCUUUGUCAAGCUUUGUUUCACGGUUCCCGAUAUUGCUGCGACGGUCAAGCGUUUGAAAAGCCAGGGUGCCAAGUUCUUGCUCGAGCUAGAGGACAGGGACACCGAGGGUGUCUGCUGCAAGUUCUUAGGAUGCGAUCAUCCCGAUAAUGGAAAAGACAGGAUGUUAUGGGACGCGGCUGAAGGCGUCGCGUUUGUGGAAGAUCCCAACGGGUAUCUGGUUGAAAUAGUUGCGAUGGACCCGACGGUGGUGG
This is a messenger RNA of Filobasidium floriforme, 751 nucleotides long. RefSeq lists its product as uncharacterized. The transcript has a single exon. The record is from RefSeq and is a predicted model, not a curated record. Lineage: Eukaryota; Fungi; Basidiomycota; Tremellomycetes; Filobasidiales; Filobasidiaceae. The coding region runs from base 170 to 370 and encodes 66 amino acids.